AUUUCGAGGUGAGCACGUUUACUUGUUUUUGGGAGCGGAGUUGCACACCUGGCCGCGCGAGCUUGUGCGUGACCGUCAGCGUGCGCGUGGGCUCCUUGUCCCGCCGAAACGUGCCAACUGAGACGUGCUUUUUGCAGCACAAAAAUUGGGAUUAAAACACACGCACAGAGACCCAGAGAGGGGAGUAAAAAAACAAACAAAAAAAACAACAACAAAAAAAAAACAAAAAAAAAACGCGGAGUUCUGCGGACUUGGCUGUGUUUCAAGCAGCACCGAACCGGACCCCAUGUUUCUUUUCCUCGGAUUAUUUAAACCUGCAGCUUUGACUCUUUCCGCUCCGACUGUGUUCCGGCUUCUUGUCUCCGCUGUGGAUUGUUAAUAAAAACCUAGAGAAGUCGGUGCCAGCCGAACCCGAGCAGUGCGGAUCCAUACGAUCCCCCCCUCUUUUCAUCCCCCUUUCCCCCGCUGCUCUUCUUCACCAUCUCCAUAAUUUGUGCUAGAAAAUGAUUUCUAUUUAAUUUCUGCUGAGUGGAGACACGGGAGUUGCAGAACGAAAAAAAGAAAUAUUCCUGUUCGUCUUCAUUGUGAUUCUGGUCUGGAUCUGUGUGGAGAAGGCGUGCGGGGAGUCCUGCGUUGAAGCCGCUGCGCGCGUCAAUUUCCCCACUCGUGUCCUGAAAUUGAUCAUUUUCUGGGGGUGAAUUGAUCGGCUCUCCUUGCAGAGCGCGUGGAGCAGCUCACUGAGUUUCUUACAUGAAAUUAGUGAAACAACUUUAUCCCCCAUUUGUGGGAAGAAAUCGGACGUCUGCCGGACUCCGGCAACGUUGAAACUGGACUCUAAUGCAUUUCUAGCGAUUUAUUUAUUUGUUUUAUUUCUAUUUCAUCCUGGAAAGACCUCGACAGCGCAUUGUCACGCGCCCAGAUACACAUCUGUCCAUUGCGCAUCAUCCAAGUUGGAGAACCCCGCACCGGCUCGCGCCCGCAGGCGACGCUUUGUUUCUCCACUACAGGAUCCGAAACUACUGGGACGACUGGGAUUUUUAAGGUCCAUCCGUUGGGAUUUCUUCUACCAUGUCAGGUGUACGGGAUUUCAGAUGGACUCCCAUCAUCUGCGCCGCGGUGCUUUCAUGUGCUCUUGCAGGUAAAAUCUCCCCAACCAGCUCGGAUGUCCUGUUCAGCGCCUCAGCGAUGACAGCCAGCGCUCCACCACCCAGUGUGUAUCUGCCUGCCAGCUUCAAAAUGUCCAAUGCACAACUGGCUUUCUUCUUGCGGGAGGCCCAGAUCACAGGACAAACGGUUGGCGGCGGCAGUAGGAGCAGCAGCAGCAGCUCCGGACAUCCGCUGCAGCGCUCUGAGAGUUUUGUGGUUUUUCAGACAAAAGACCUCCCCGCCAUCAACAUAAGCUUUGGGCCUUUUGCCCAGGACCAGGCUCUAUCCAAGGAGCUGCUGCAGCCAGCCAGCCCUCUGGACAUCCCGGGGCAGCUGACAGUCGGCUGGAAGGUGCGGGCCUUCAUUGUCCAGGCGAGGGUCUUCUCCAACAACCCCAUCGUCCAGGUGUUCUUCUACAUUGCGGGCCGUGACUGGGACGACUUCAAGGCUCAGGACAACCUGCCGUGCAUCCGACUGCACGGCUUCAGGGACGUCCGGGAAAUCAAGACGUCCUGCCGCAUGAGGGGCAACCUGGCCAAAUGCUUGGCGCAGCUGGAGCUGCCUCCGUCCUGGUUCAACGCCAACGUGGCACCGCUGGGCCGCAGGAAAAGCUCCAGCGACGGGAUCCUGGAUGGAUUAACCAGUGAGACUCUGCAGGCUGAGCUGUACUACACGCUGCACGAGCCCAAUCUGGACGGGGAAUGCAGCGAGGGUCACAGAGGGGGCGGAGGGGCCAGGGGAGAACCUCUGUCACAGCACCCUCUGCUGCGCAUCGGGAGUAUCAGCCUCUACCAGGCCAGUCAGGAGCAGCUGCUGGUGGACAAACAACUGGACAAGAACAUGUUCCUCAGGCUGCCAGAGAAACCGCUCAAACCUGGAGAAACACUGAAGAUCCUGCUCUACCUGAUGCCCAACUCCACUGUGGAACAAUUCACCCUCAAGGUCAAGGCGAAGAAAGGGGUGAACCUGCUGCAGACCAAGUCCAAGAACGCUCAGUGGAAAGUAGACUGGGAGGUGCAGUCUGGCGCCAAGCAUUCCAUCACCACCAUCAAUGUGAGCAAGAACAAGGCAGUGAAGCAGGGUGAUGUGCUGGGGAACGUGGAGGUGAUGCAGUUGGAUUUUGAGAUGGAGAACUUCACCAGCCUCUCGGUGACCAGGAGGAUCAACUGGAACAUCGACUACAAGGGACAGAACCCGGUGCCGGACUCGGAAAAGGUCGUGACGGAGCUCACGGUGGUGCAGCGGGACAUUCAGGCCAUCAUCCCUCUGGCCAUGGACACAGAGAUAAUCAACACAGCCAUUCUGACCGGACGCACCGUGGCCAUUCCCGUCAAAAUGGUCUCCAUAGAGAUGAACGGAGCCGUUGCCGACGUCUCAGCCUUUGUGCAGUGCAAGUCGUCUAAUGAAGACAUCGUAAAGGUCUCCAUGAAUUGCGACUACGUGUUCGUCAACGGCAAGGAGACGCGGGGCUCCAUGAACGCCCGAGUCAUCUUCAGCUACGAGCACCUGAGUGCGCCGCUGGAGCUCACCGUCUGGGUGCCCAAGCUCCCCCUGCAGGUGGAGCUCACCGACAACACUCUGAGCUUCAUCAAAGGCUGGAGGGUCCCCAUUCUGCCUGACAGAAGGAGCACUAGGGACAGCGAUGCAGAUGACGAUGACGACGACCGGCGAACGAAUCGCGGGUGUGCCCUCCAGUACCAGCGGGCCGUGGUCAAAGUGCUGACCCAGUUCCACACCACUUCCACGGAGGGAACGGAUCAAGUCAUCACCAUGCUGGGACCAGACUGGCAGGUGGACGUCACAGACCUCGUCCAGGACUCCCUGAAGGUGGUCGACCCAAAGAUCGCAGAGCUAGUGGACAGGACAAUUCUUGUGGGCCUGGAGCUGGGCUCCACUGUGCUGAAGGUGGAGUCUCCACUGGCAGUGGACGCGGUGCUGGGCGAGGCGCCGCUCUCCGUCACAGAUGACAAGGUUUCCAUCACGGAGCUGCGGGUUCACACCGUGUCCGGCCUGACCCUGUCCCUGCAGCCCAGCCCCGGCAACAGCCACACCAUGGUGGCCAAGGCGUCCGGUGUCCAGACGCUCACGGCCCUCAAACAGGAGGCCAGUUUGUCUGUCUGGAUGCUGUUCAGCGACAACACCGCCGCCCCUCUGACUUACUUUGAUCUCAAAGACUACAACCUCAAUGCCUCUACUCUGGACGACAAAGUUGUGUCAGUAUCCCAGGAGCCGCAGCAACGGUGGCCUGUGGUGGUAGCAGAAGGUGAGGGAUCAGGAGAAAUGGUGCGUGUAGAGAUGACAAUCUGCGAAGCCUGCCAGAAGACCAAACGCAAAAGCGUCAUUGCAUCUGCUGCAGUUUCUGUCAAGGUCCGCUUUGGCCCAGAGGAAGACUCGGAGGAAGAAACGACCACAGAGGGCGAGAUUGAGCUGGCAUCUGUCACCAGGCGGACAAUCAUUGAUCCCAACAUCAGUGGAAGAAUUUAUGAUACUUCUAAUGAGCAGCCUGCCAGUGUUCCCAUUGAUUACACUAAUUUCCCCACCAUUAGCAACCAAGAGCAGCCGACUGAGAGUGAUGGAGAGGAAGGGGACGAUUUUGUGCAUUCGCCACGCAACAUGACUGAUCUUGAGAUAGGCAUGUACGCUCUACUAGGUGUCUUCUGCUUGGCUAUAUUGGUGUUUCUAAUCAACUGCAUUGUUUUCGUGCUUAAAUACCGCCAUAAGCGCAUCCCACCUGAAGGCCAGGCCAACAUGGACCAUUCUCACCACUGGGUGUUCCUUGGAAAUGGCCAGCCGCUCAGGGCCCAAUGCGACCUGUCUCCACAGCAGGUGGAAAGUCCCAGCAACCCUUUGGAGGGUGUACAAACUUGCUGCCAUGGGGACCACCACAGUAGUGGCAGUUCCCAGACCAGCGUUCAUAGUCAGGUCCACGGAAGGGGUGAUGGCAGCUCUGGCGGUUCAACGAAGGAUAACGGCGAGGAGGCCAGUUCACCCACCUCCAAACGCAAGAGAGUCAAGUUUACCACCUUUACCACUCUCCCCACAGAGGAGCUGCCCUACAACUCCAUCCCCAUCGCAGACGAAGAGGACAUUCAGUGGGUUUGCCAGGAUAUGGGCUUUAAAGACCCAGAGGAACUCCAUGAUUACAUGCGCAGAAUAAAAGAAAUAGCCUAAGAUUGGAGGUGCAUUGUGAAAGCACUGCUCUCGACUUUCUAAAGAGACAGUUCCUUUCUAUUUUUCCCCUUUUUUCAAGCAAGUGAAAGAUGGUUUUUCACAAACUUUAAGGCCAACAAUUGUUGUUCUGGUUAGGGUUUGUUCCAUGUAGUUUGCACAGUGCUGUAAUCUCAUACACCCUCACACAGGAGAGAAUGCAAGAAGCCAAAGACUCGACCGGAGGAUCUCAAUCACAAGAGACGUCUCUAAAUCUUGGCUGUAGGAAACAUGUUUCACUUGGAAGCUGAGCCAUGAAGACAUACGAGAGCUGCUGCAGCUCCAGUUUUUCAGGAUUUGACUUUUACAAAACCCUGACAUGGACAGGAGUACAACAAGGGUUAAUGUGUUUCAGUGGCUCAGCAGGACUCUGCAGUACUGUACCUACUCCAAACAAAGAGGCCUUUGAUGAACAAGUAACUGUCAAAGACUCUAAUUAAAACCUGUUUUAAAAUAAUUUUGUUUUUGCCAAAGUAGAAAAAGCAUUAUUUUAUUGGCAAAACUUUGUUGUUGUCGGUGUAGCACAUUCAUGAUUUAUACUCAUCUUCAUUACGUAUAUUUUCUACAUUUCGUAGGUAGAUGAAAUCAGUGCCCUACUACAGUUCCUGGUGUUCCUGACAAAUCUGAUGCCUUAUAAAAACGGUCACAGUUCACUUAUAUCAGUGCAGACACUGUUUUCUCACUGUUAGGAGGCUUGAGACGGCUUAGUACAGCAUUAAAGUAAAACACUACAGCUGUUCUCCAGCCUGAAGAGAUGAGCGUUGCAUGAAAAGGUAACCUAAGGCACAAUCAGCCAACUUUUUCCAAAUUUGUACAUGUUUAUAAUGUAAUUAAACAAUUAUUCAUACACAUUAAUAAACUAAAUGUUACCAUGCUUUACACGCAUGUCAUGUUGGGCUUACAUACAUACAGACAUUCCUCUUUGUAUAUAAUUCUGUCAAACUGAAGUUGCUUAAAAUGUUCCAAGUUUCUUUCUCCAAGGAGGAGAAAUGGGAAUCUGGUUGAACUCUUGGGAUCUUUAGAAUCUUGUGGUCGGUCAAAGUUUCUCCACUGUAUUGCUGUGACAGAUGUAGAUUUUUAUUGCUCUGGAAUCUCAUUUGACUGUUGAUGUGGGAAUUUGCUAUGCAUAAGUUUUAACAGAUCAAUAUUUUUGAUGAUUUCUUUCCCUUUUCAAGCUUUGCAAGCCUAAACUUUGACAAUGUAGGAAACUGAGAAAUACACCAAUUGAGCUGUAUUUGAAUUGCUUAGUCAUUCACCCUUAAGUCAUACAUAUUGCAGCAACGUUCAACUUUCUCAUCCAUUAGAAUGCCAACGUUUCCACACGAACUUUGAUGCAAGUGUUUUUGUACCCCCAGGAAGCUACAGCUAACAUAAAAAAUAUAUCAGGGUUUUUCGACUUAAUAAUGUCCAAAUAUGCUUAUUGUCUCAAGUUCAAAGUGACUCAUGCUCAAAUUCUUUAAAGUUCAACUUGAGAUUUUAGUCAAAACCGCAGAACUUGCCGACCAGCCACUGGUUGGUCGGCAAGUUAGCAUUUUGAGGUUUUUAUAGCAAAUAACUGGGAAUAUCCUCCACAAUUUUGAAGUGCUGUGGCAGUGAAGUGGCGUCUGUCCCACCAUCCCCUGCUUGGUUCUCUAGUGAAAAUGUUAUUUUGACCGAGUGAACAUUUCAAACACAGCUCUGAAUGCAUUCUGACUGAGCACAGCCUCCUCUAAACUCCACAGAAAUGUGAAACACCCUUAAAGAAGGUCACUGAAUAUAUUAUUGAUUUUGUUUCAUCAUUUACAUCACAGCCAUUUCAUGCUGUCCCAUUCUUUUAGCCGCAUCACGUUAUAUCUGAAUUCCAUGUUUUAUUAAUAAGUUCCAAUAAACUUGGAAUAAAUAAACUAGAGCUUGCAAAGUUGCCCCAAACUAAAUAUGAGCAGGACCACAGUGUGUUGGCGAACAGCAGGACAAGGAGGAAGAAAGGAAAGUGUUGCUGCUGGCUGUGUGAAAUGUGUGGGUGUGUUCAUGAGGUUGUGUUCACUUUACAGACGAGCCAGAGCAGCUGAAAUCAAGCCAUCUAUUUUAGUUGUGUUAAUUGUUGCCUUUUAAAAUGUACCUGACACUGAACAUAAAUAUUAGUCAGAGAAUUAAAGAACUUUAGAAACUGAGAUUUCAAACAGAAUAUCACCGUCUAGACAGAUAGUUUUCAUUUCAGACAGCGUUUCUUUUUUCUAGAGAUGACUUUUGAAGGUUAACAUUUUUCCAGCUCUGAUCUCACAUGAAACAUAUUCUACGAGGGACUAAUGAGACAACCAUGAGAUCAAAAAUUACUUUCUAGGACGGUUUCCUCUAAUUCCCUACUCUGGAUUUUAAGGGCUUUGAUUUAUUUAUUUUUUUCCUUUUACCCAACUGAUUUUGGCUUAUUAAAGUCCCUUUUAUAGUCGGCAUCAUCUUACCUGCUUUUCAUCCCCCCAUGUUCUUAAAUUAGACACAAUCCAGAAAUAUUAUGCAAACACAUGUUUCACAGGAGAAACUGAAAUAGUUUAUUUCUCUCAGUCUGACAUUUACUGUUUGAUCGUGUGGUGGAACUGUUUGCUAACAAUGUAAAUAUUGGCACAAAACCAGCUUCAAUUUAGCUUAACAUUUACAACUAUCAGUAAAAUAUAGCUUUAGCUCGUCCACAUGUACAUAGACUCACAGUUGAUAUUCAUAAAUCCUGGCUUGAGUUGACUGUACUUGCUUUGCUGCAUGCCCUCUUUCUGUUCUGUGUGAGAGAAAUGAAUGAGUUGUAAAAAUGUUUAGAUUGCAAGGUGAAACAUUACUGUUGGGGUGUCUAAAGGUGCGUUUCGACUGUAGACUUUUUUUCUAGAAGCUGUGUUCUCUCGACAUUUUCUCAAAGGGAAAGUUUCAAGAGACGUUUAGCAACAGAAAACAGCCCUGGUGGUCAGGUAGGAUUUUUUAAGAUCCCACCGAACAUUCAUGGUGGGUUUACAGUCGUUGGUUUUUGUCUUGGUUCUCUCAGUCAUUUUUAUUACAGCUCAUUACUUCAUUUAACUCAGUGUGGAAUUAUUAGUGUUGUUUGUUGUCAUGCAGAAUAUAACGUUUCAUAGAUAUUACAUUUUUAAAAGGUCAGUUAAGUGGAAAAGAGCAAUUGUAAAAACACUUUAAAUUAAUCAUGGACUACUUUUCUGUUGUUGGAGGGAUUUUACUUUUGGCCUUUGCCUUUUCCUGUAUCAGCUGCCACUGUAGCAAGGCUGCUACUGCACUCUGUAGCGUUUCCAUUACAAAUGUGAACAAAACUUAGUCAAUAUUCUGCUAAUGUCGAAAAAAAAAACACCAUUUUGCAGUUGCAACACUUCCAUUAAAUAAGAAACGCGAUUGAAAUGACACAUAAAUACGUUUGUUCAUGUGGUGUCAUUAAAAAAAACAUACUGCCCUGUUUUCCUCCGACUAACUACUUCCUGUCGUUUUCUUCUUCAUGGUUUGCGCCGGAGGCAACAUCUGGUCGUUGAUCAUGUGACUCAUGUGAUGCAAAACAACGUGUUUCCACUGCAGUUUUGCAAAAUAAGCCUAAUUUUAUUUGGGGGGGAAAUCACCUUGUAGGGUUCAAACUUUUUAAUGGAAAUGUUUUUUUGGGGAGGGGAGGUUUCAAAAUUGACUUGUUUCCAUAAAUCAAAUUUAUUUUUGAAAUGUCAAAUUGUGCAAUUAUAUUGUCAAUAGAAAUGCAGCUAAUGAUGCCAAAGUUAAUUUGAACAGCUUUUUGGCAUGUUUGUUUUAGUGUAACUGCUGUUAAACAGUUAUAAGCUAAUUGUUUAACAGCAAUUGGUCUAGUUGAUGCUAUAAAUGACUUUGUAAUCUAAAAAUAAUUUAUUUUCUUCCUAGUUAUGUAUUUCCAUGACAUUUGGAGAAAUUUUACAUAAGUUUUAGAAUCCAGUUACUGUGAAAGAUUCAGAAGUUAAUGUGUUGAAAAUGUGAAAUUCUCCCUUUUCAUCUCAACAUCUAUAAAAUGGGCCAAUUUGCCAUUUCCAUAAAGUUUACAGUUAUUUACUGAAGCCAUAAAAGAGGGAAGAUUAAUGUUUUAUGUCAAUCGAAGCUUCAUUUUUGAUUACCAGUUACACUUUUCCAUAAAGUUUGAAAUGAUUGCACUUAUGCUUUAUAAUGUAGCUAUUAUGAAAAAAUAGGAUUAAUUUAACUGUUUUUGCUGCCACAGACAAAGAGGCAUUUGGUGUAAUUAAAUUAACCUUAAAACUGUUUUUCUGUAUCACUGGAAAAAAAGAAAGAAAAAAGUUUCCUAAAGUUUCCAUGUUUCCAUCUUUUUCAUACCUAUUACACAUUCCCAUGAAGUUUUACCUAUUUUUUGUACAAACAUUGUGAAAGAAUCCAGUUAAAUUUCAGCGCUGUAAAACUCCAGUUUCUAAUCCCAGAAAGAAUUUCUUUUUUCUUUUCCGACAUCUGCAUUUAGAAUUAAUUUUAAAAAGUCACACAUUUUCAUGAACUUUGGUUUUACUUAUAUUUUAGAGUGUAAAUGCUGUAGAAGACCAAAAGGUUAAUUACUGUAGAACUUUGCAGUCUCAAAUGAAUCUACCAUUUUCCCUGUCACACAUUUCUGUGGAGCUUUUGAAGAGCGUUUUCUUAUCUUUUAGGAUGUAGCCUCCAGGAAAUAAUCAGAGAUUAGGAUUUUAUUGCUGUGGAAAACUGAGGAAGAACCACUCUUGUCGGCCAUCUUAAUUUUCCCCUUCAUAAAAGAAGCAACUAGACGGGGCUGAAGUAAACCUGAAAGGUUAUAACAGAUGACUACAGUAAUUACAGUCGAAACGCAUCUAAAGUUUGCUUCCUGUUCAACCACAGCAUGAACUUCAUUCAUCAGUUUGUCAGUUCAAAUUGUUUCUGUUUUUUCUUUAAAUCUCAGGAUGAAUGUAGACUUCCCAAACAAACCUGGCAGUUCUGUGUUAAAUGUGACUAUGAGCCCAAACUGGUGACCGUUGAAACACAAAGUGGAAAAUAUCAAACAGCUUCUUAAUUCUGAAUUUCCCUGACUUGUUCAUGCAUUAAAUAUUCAACAGUUAGAUUUUUUUUCCCUCUUCAUGCAUUUUGUCUUUUUUUUUUUUUUUUUUGUAUCUUGCUCUUGUUUUUGUGUUUUCUUCAAGCUGCUAACAGAGACUCCUUACAGUAUGUAAAUGAGAAUUUUGAAUUGUAUUCCCCACCCGUCACAACCACACAGUGAACUGUGCACGACAUUCACGGCUCCAGUUUUCCUGGACCAAGUUACCACCACACUGACUAUAAUAUUGUAAUGUACAGAGCACUGUUAAAUUUCCUGUAUCCUGCUGAAAACAGACCCUUGUAUUUUCCUGUUAAAUGUAAAGUACUAAAGAGAAUCCAAUACACAAGUGAAA
Xiphophorus maculatus (southern platyfish) is the source of this 9731-nucleotide messenger RNA. It is a transcript of the gene tmem132e, whose product is annotated as transmembrane protein 132E. The record is from RefSeq and is a predicted model, not a curated record. The coding region runs from base 1069 to 4317 and encodes 1082 amino acids. NCBI's taxonomy places the organism in Eukaryota, Metazoa, Chordata, Actinopteri, Cyprinodontiformes, Poeciliidae. The transcript is spliced from 9 exons.